AUGAAAAUGAGAUUAAAAAAAAAAUACAGGUAUAAUUUUUUAGAAUAGAAAAAUAAAAUUUGAUAAUACAUAUCUUGUAUGAAUAAAUUCCAUUCUUCAUUAUCAUAUAGUUAAAAGCAGCCUAGAGAAUAGUUAAAAGCAUAUUAUAUAAAGCCUACUUCAUUGGCAUUGGCCAUUCAAAGGGAAAGCUUGAAGAGUCAUCAGAUACACUCACCAAUCAUAGAUAUCUCCCCUCUGCAAUCUUCUGAAACCACUCCCAGUUCAAUCACUUCCGUCCUCACUCCGCCCAUCCCUCUACUUUCUGAGCUCUAAUCAGCCUUUGCAGAGUGAUAGUAGAAUUACCAAUGGAUUUGGACUACGGAACAAAUGCCCAGAUGGAUUUGGAGAGGGUGAUGAUGGAGAAGCUAAGGGAAUUCUCACAAACACCGGUCCUGCACUCCCAUCCACUCGGCUACUCCGGCGCCCUCCCCCCAGAGCUCCUCAACACUGGAGGGGCCUCUUCUUCAGAGAUGCAGAUGCUGCUGAGCUCUCCGGCGGGCGGCCUCUGCGAAAGGCCAUCCGUGGCAGACAUGAGGGAGAUGAUAUUCCGCAUGGCCGCGCUGCAGCCCAUCCAAAUCGAUCCCGAGUCAGUGAAGCCGCCGAAGCGGCGGAACGUGAGGAUAUCGAAGGACCCGCAGAGCGUGGCCGCCCGCCACCGGCGGGAGCGGAUCAGCGAGCGGAUAAGGAUCCUGCAGCAGCUGGUGCCCGGGGGGACCAAGAUGGACACGGCGUCGAUGCUGGACGAGGCCAUCCACUACAUGAAGUUCCUGAAGAGCCAGGUGCAGUCGCUGGAGCAGGCGGCAGCCACCAGCCGCUCCACCGGGCCUGUCGCCGCCACAUGCUUCCCUAGUGGAGGAUCACCCCACGGGAGCUACGCCUGCUUCGAGGCCCCGGAUUUGGGAGCCCAAUACCUCCUGAAUAAUUUCUCCGAUAUUUGCUGAGCUUCAUGUGCAAUUGAUUGCAUAUAUACACUAAUGUUCUAGUUAAAUUUUCAAACUUGACGACCAUGCUUUAUAAUAUCAAUCAUCUCUUCUCGAUCAACAAUGAAUGAACUCCAUGCUUUAGCUUAUUGCCCACAAGAUCAGCAAUAACCUAAUGAUUUCUGUAUGUUGAUUUCUAAUGAUUGAAGGAGUGAUUGGUCUACAACCUGCCAA
Zingiber officinale is the source of this 1193-nucleotide messenger RNA. Its product is annotated as transcription factor HEC2-like. Gene Ontology annotation, molecular function: protein dimerization activity; DNA-binding transcription factor activity. Gene Ontology annotation, biological process: regulation of DNA-templated transcription. Lineage: Eukaryota; Viridiplantae; Streptophyta; Magnoliopsida; Zingiberales; Zingiberaceae. Bases 345 to 980 code for a protein of 211 amino acids. The record is from RefSeq and is a predicted model, not a curated record. The transcript has a single exon.